Sinocyclocheilus anshuiensis is the source of this 653-nucleotide messenger RNA. Its product is annotated as L-cystatin-like. The record is from RefSeq and is a predicted model, not a curated record. The transcript is spliced from 4 exons. The coding region runs from base 96 to 530 and encodes 144 amino acids. Gene Ontology annotation, molecular function: cysteine-type endopeptidase inhibitor activity. Lineage: Eukaryota; Metazoa; Chordata; Actinopteri; Cypriniformes; Cyprinidae. Gene Ontology annotation, cellular component: vesicle; cytoplasm.
CUCACUGGCGGGAAGGGCGUCGGGCAUUCCGUGACUACACGGCAGAUUUCUAAAGCCGUCUCCACAUUCACUCAGAGAUCACACAGCCGAGAGUCAUGGAUAUCUGCUUUCUGCUCCUCGUGUCCUUUCUGUCCGUGUUUCACUUCAGCAGUGCUGACCAGCCUUUGGAGGAAGAAGUAAUUGUAGCAAGGAAUGUGGAGCUGCUCGGUGGCUGGACUCUUGCCAGUCCCGAGAGGGAAGAUGUUCAGGAGGCUGCGAAAGAAGCUGUCGAGCUCUUCAACUCGAAGUCCAAAGCAAAGAAAUACUUCAAACUCGUCAAUGUCACAUCGGCCAGCACUCAGGUGACAAAUAAGAUAAACUACAAAAUCGAGGCCACUCUUGGAAAGACAAAAUGCCGCAAAUCAGAAGAUACAGAUAUUGAGGCUUGUGGCAUGGCCAAAAAGCAACUGGCAUGUAAGUUUGAGGUGACCCUUGACAUAAUGACUGAUGAGCAUGAGGUGCAGAAGAUGUCCUGCAGAAGAUCUGCUUGAAUUCCACAUGGACUCCAAGUUGCUACAGUUUUGUACUUUUGGAUAUAUAGCGGACCACAUAUUCUUUAUCUUGACAUUUUAUUUUAUUUUUUCCUAAUAUAGAGUUUAUCCAAAAUGGAAAUC